Sporisorium graminicola is the source of this 1704-nucleotide messenger RNA. RefSeq lists its product as uncharacterized. Bases 1 to 1704 code for a protein of 567 amino acids. The record is from RefSeq and is a predicted model, not a curated record. The transcript has a single exon. Gene Ontology annotation, cellular component: cytoplasm; mitochondrion. Gene Ontology annotation, molecular function: 2-dehydropantoate 2-reductase activity; NADP binding. Lineage: Eukaryota; Fungi; Basidiomycota; Ustilaginomycetes; Ustilaginales; Ustilaginaceae.
AUGCGCUAUCACGUCCUCGGCGUAGGCUCAAUAGGCUCACUCAUCGCCUUCCAUCUCAAGCGGUCGAUCAAGCUUCAGCGCCAGCUUCUUAAGCCUGGGCCCUCAUCAAAAUCUCGGCGAGAGCUUCUACUUUCCAACUUCUCCAACAAGCGUCCGCCACAGAAUCAAGGCUCCAUCGUCUCGUCGCUCAGCUUGCCACCCUAUGUCAAGUCCAAUCUGCCAGAUCCACUGCAGACGUCCGUCACCCUUCAUCUACGCAGAAAGGCCUUCGGCAAGCAGGCAAAGCAGCGCUAUGUCAACUCGAUCGUCGUAGAGCAGGACGGUGUCAGAGACAUCGAAGGCGGUUUUCAGACCGAUUUCAACUCGAGCCCGACAGAUGUCAUUGCGUCGAUAGUCAGUCGCAAUCGCGGGCAAGAGACACAGGAGGACAAUGAAGAUUCGCAAGAGGACAGAUUCUUGAUAUCCCGUAGCCAGACUGCUUCAUCGUCGGAAACGGCCGCCUCGUUUCGAGAGCAGACUUCAUCCAAAACACCGAUACCCGACCACGAUGGCGGUCUGUCGCUCAUCUCGACGCUCGAAGGCACCUAUUCUCAGCCACGCGCCAGUCCCAUCGACAGCCUCAUCAUCACCACCAAAUGCGACUCCACUCUCUCUGCGAUUGAGGGCAUUCGACACCGCAUCCAUCCAUGGUCCACCAUCGUGCUCCUUCAGAACGGCAUGGGCGUGAUCGACACGCUCUUUGACUCUUUCUUCAAGGAUCCAGAUCAGAGACCCAACUUUGUGCUGGCUUCGACCACGCAUGGAUGCUGGAGGAAAGGACCAUUGGAUGUAGUGCAUGCUAGCUCGGGGACGCUGCAUUUUGGUAUUGUUCCGAGCGGCCGUGCGGGAAUGGAUGGGUUCGAGACGCAACGGGUCCCAAUCGGACAAACGAUCGCUCCGGUACAAAAUGUCUUGUUGCCAACAAGAGGUGCGGGUGCCAAGAAGAUUGCAAAGGGGUGGGAGCAGUUCUCACCGGAUGCCGACGCUUCUUCCUCUCCAUCACAAGAGGAGUACGAUCCAGACGCACCUUCCAACAUGCUUUCGCUCGCUGGCAUUCCUGAUCAGCCGAAUCUUCGCACCCUACGCGCUACAGUAGCCGCGCUGCUCUCGCUUCCGCUCAAAGUGGAAUGGGAGCCCAUUCGCGAGUUUCAGCUGCGUUCGCUGCGCAAACUCGUCGUUAACGCAUGCAUCAACCCACUCACGGCGCUCGCCGACUGCAAGAACGGCGACCUCUUCGGCAACCCAGCGGCAAUGGACGCCAUGUGGUCCGUCUGUCUCGAAGCAGGCAUGGUGCUUGAAGCGCAGGUUCGCGAGCACCUCUCGUCGUCUUCGUCCACGUCAUCCGCUGCAAGAUCACCUGCAACCUUGUCCGCGGAAGACCUCACCCUCCUUUCGUCAGAAACCGGCGAGCCCAUGCUGCACCCGUCGCUCACGCCCCAAGCUCUGUUUCAGGAAGUACAGCGUGUAGCCCGCUUGACCGCCGCAAAUUGGUCCAGCAUGCACAGCGACCUCAAAAGCCGCAGACGCUCCACCGAGAUCGACUACAUCAAUGGUUACAUCUCUGCACUGGGACGAGGUUACAACAUCGACACCACCGCAAACGACCUCCUCACCAAUUUGAUCAAGUUGAAAACUACCAGAGUCACCGGCUCCAGCAGACUCUGA